AUGGCUGAAGCAGAAAAGCAACGAGAUUUAGAUGAGACAUCAAAAGAGUUAAUUGAAAAGGCAAUAGCUGUACCUCAAGAGAAUCGAACAAAAGUAGAUAAUUUAUAUUUUGAUGUUGCUGUUGGAUUCAAAGAAGGACAGCCAUUAGUGUAUAGAUUGAUUUGGAUUUGUUUUGUUGAAAGGAAAUUACGAUUAGUUCGACAUAGAAAGAUUAAAGAAGAGUAUGGAUUAUAUACAAUCAACUAUGUUUCAAAAUAUGAACUAAACAAAAUCAAAUUAAUUAUUGGGGAAAAUUUUGUUGUUAUUAUUCAACCACAAUCAUUAGAUGAUUUAAAUGCAUUAUUUAAGGUAUUAAGAACAGUUACAUUAAAUCAUAAUAUUCCAAUAACAAAAGAAGAGUAUUUAUUAGAUACAUUAAAUUUAAAAAAAACAUUUAUGGUUAAAAAAAGAGGAAAAACAUUUUGGAAUAAAAGAGUUCUUGAUAUUUAUAAUGGUGCUAUUUAUUUAUAUGAAAAUAAUAUUAAAGAUAUUCCAUUAACCAUUUUACCAAUUAACGAUUCAGUUACAAUAAAAAAACAAUCUAAAGGAAUAUUAGAAUUUGUUUCAUUAAUUCGUGAUUUAGUAAUUAAAUUUGAGAAUGAUAAUGAACGAGAUGAAGCAGCAAAAUUAUGUAAAUAUUGUUGUCAAUAUUCUAUUACACCAUAUAAUACACCAAUAAAAGAUUUCUUCUGUGGAAAUUUAAAUGAUUUAAUUGCAGUAUGCAGAGAAUUAUGUUUAAAGAAUUAUCUUUAUCCAGAAGAAGGAGAUCAAUACUUUCCAGUUCUUUGUGAAAUAUUAAAAUCAACAACAAAGAAAAGAUAUGCUACUAUGACUGAAAAAAGAGCAAUGACAACAAGAACAGAUGAUGCAUCAGUGUCUGUUACUGAAAAUAAAAAACAUCAAUCAACACAAAUUGACGAUGGAGAAGAAUUAGCUACUAUAGCUGAAAAAGAAGAUCCUAAACAAUAUUUUACUAACUUUGUAUCAAUUGGUAAAGGAGGGUUUGGUGAAGUAUUUGUUGUUACAAGAAAAGAUGAUGGUAAACAAGUUGCAUUGAAAAUAUUAAAACAUGGAGCAAAUGAAAGAUUUAGUAAAAUAGGAAUAGAAGUAGCACGACUAUAUCAUUGGAAACACCCUAAUAUUGUUGGAUUUGAAGGGUGUUGGAUAUUUGAUAAUAGGGUGUAUAUUGGAAUGGAAUAUUGUUCACAAGGAACAUUAAAAUCAUUAUUAAAAACAAAACAACGAUUUAAUGAACCUGAUACAGCUUUCUUAGUAAGAGAAACAUUAAGAGCACUACAAUAUAUUCAUGAAUAUGGAUUUAUUCACAGAGAUAUUAAAACAGCAAAUAUCAUGCUUUCAGCUACACAUGCAGUUAAAGUUAUUGAUUUUGGACUUGUUGUUCGUGCUUCAAAUAAUCCAUCAAAUAGAGCAGGGUCAAAAGCUUAUAUGGCACCAGAAGUUAUUAAACAAGAACCAUAUGAUUGUAGAGUUGAUAUAUGGAGUGUUGGAUGUGUAGCACAAGAAUUAAUUGAAGGAAAUCCACCAUAUAAAGAAGUAGGAUUAGUUAAAGGUACAUUUAAAACGGCAACCAUUGGAGCAAUGGGGUUAAGAAAUCCAACUAAAGUUUCUAAAGAGUUUAAGGAUUUCAUUGAAAAAUGUUUUGUCUUUGACUUUAAAAAACGACCUCAAUGUGAAGAAUUAUUAAAAGUUUGUUUAUUAUUUUGCUUAUAUGUUGAUCAAUGA
Entamoeba histolytica HM-1:IMSS is the source of this 1782-nucleotide messenger RNA. RefSeq names its product serine/threonine-protein kinase, putative. The record is from RefSeq and is a predicted model, not a curated record. The transcript has 2 exons. Gene Ontology annotation, molecular function: ATP binding; protein kinase activity. Bases 1 to 1782 code for a protein of 593 amino acids. Gene Ontology annotation, biological process: protein phosphorylation. NCBI's taxonomy places the organism in Eukaryota, Evosea, Mastigamoebida, Endamoebidae.